Adelges cooleyi (spruce gall adelgid) is the source of this 2800-nucleotide messenger RNA. RefSeq names its product protein borderless (gene bdl). Gene Ontology annotation, biological process: cell-cell adhesion. Bases 276 to 2234 code for a protein of 652 amino acids. Gene Ontology annotation, molecular function: protein binding. The transcript has 10 exons. The record is from RefSeq and is a predicted model, not a curated record. NCBI's taxonomy places the organism in Eukaryota, Metazoa, Arthropoda, Insecta, Hemiptera, Adelgidae.
GUGCGGCGUGUAGGUAUACAUACACCAGAACUUUACCGCAUAGCCAGUGCGUGAUGUGCUUUAGACAAAAAAUUAAAGCAACCGUUCAACCGGAAUAACGAUACAGUCAAUAAUUAACAGUAAUAUAACAAUAAUAAUAGUAAUAAUACAUGACAUGAUUUCCACAUAAAGUCCUAGGUAUAUAUGCAUGUACGUUCAUUCCUGGUCCGAGCACUUGCAGGUCUGUUGCAUACUGCAUAGGUAAAUAUCUGCUAGCUGUUAUUAUCGUUAACGCCAUGACGGCCGACCGAAGUCGCCAAAUGACCGUCGCCCGCUACAGGCCGACCAACCUUUCGCCGUUGCAGGGGUUGUUCCUACAAGUGGUGGUCGCCUGCUUAUUGCAAUACUCUACGGCCACUGAAGAAAACGGUUUUUCGAAAUCGGUCGUCCUAAACAAAAGAGUCGGCGAAUUCGCCAUGUUCCACUGCCAGCCGAACCCACCUGAAGAGGUCACCAAAGUGCAAUGGACCAAAGACGGUGAAAUUGUUUUUGGAUGGUUUGGCGAAUUACCGACAAUCGAUGAAAGAUAUGAUGGACGGUUAAUCGUAGUGGAAAGUACCAAGUACACAGGUUCUUCCGUCAAUGUAACCAACCUGCGAGAGUCUGAUACCGGUUUAUACGAGUGCAAUCUUGUGUUACCAAUAAAAGGUGAAAUACUUUCUUUCGUCAAUCACACCGAAGAGUUCUCAAACAAUUCUCGGUUCCAGUUAUACGUCGAAGGUGGAGAUAUUAUGAGUAUUCCGCCAAUUAAUCAGACUCGAAUGGAACACGAUUCUGUCCAUUUCACUUGCGUUAAAGAAGAUCCCGAGUCCAUAGUCCAAUGGUAUAAAGACGGCAUACCUUUGGCAGACUUGCCCUACUUGAAAAGCAGAUUUCACAUAGCUCCUGAAGGUUCUCUGGACAUUUACGAUGCACAGCUAAAAGAUAAUGGAUUGUACUCUUGUCGCAUAGCCUCGGGCAAAGGAACUCUGUUGGCCGGCGCUUAUCUCAACGUCCAGUAUAAAGCGAAAAUAGUUUAUGCACCGGCCAAAGUGUUUUUGGCGUACAGUAAGCCAGGCAACCUGGACUGUCAUUUCCAUUCCAAUCCGCCACUAACAAAGAUCAGAUGGGAGAAAGACGGUUUUCUUUUCGACACGUACAACGUACAUGGGGUUUACCACGAACUAAACGGAUCUCUUUAUUUCAACAGCGUUGGAGAAGAACACGAAGGUACAUACACCUGCACGCCAUUCAAUGAUUUGGGAACCGAAGGUCCGUCUACUCCGAUGGAAGUCAUCGUUCAAAGACCCCCAAAAUUUGUGAUUGUCCCUAAAGUAUUGUACUUUCGUAAAGUUGGUGACAACGUGACUAUGCCUUGUGCGGCCGAAAAUCUACACAGAGAUCCGGCAAUCGUUUGGCAAAAGGAAAAUGGCAAAAGUCUGUUCAAUCCUCGUGUGAGUUUACAUGGUGGCAAUCUGACUCUGAUCGACCUGAGGUACGAAGACAGAGGAAUCUACAGGUGUGUGGCGUCGAACAUAGCGGCCACAAUUUCAGUAGAAACCGAACUCAUAGUCGAAGAAAGCCUAAUGCGACACAAGCAAUUCGAUUUACUGGUAAAUUCCACCGACAAAAACAUGGUCGCCUAUUGGAAACAACCGUACUCGGACUGUACUGUGUGGAGCAGAGAGCUAAAUUCGCCAAAUUGGAUUAUAGCGGCGACUUCGAAUGACGGUAAAGCGAUUUUGUCAAGGCUCAACAUUUCUAAGGAAUACGAAAUUAUGGUAUCCUGUCAAAACGAUAACAGAGAAUCUUUAUUUAGCAAGUCUACCGUCAUAAGACCAACAGCAGGGCCAGAGGAUUGGAUGCCGCAAAUAUAUAAAACGGAGAUCACCAAAGAUCCAUUUACUGUUUGGGUGAAUCGUAUACAAGGCGAUAACGACAGUUACAAUAUAUCGUGGACCACUCCGUCGGUAGAUAACCUUCAGGUUAAGCACUACGAUAUCAAAUGGUAUGAUGCGAAUGACAGCCAAGAAAUUGGUUCAGCGACGACGAAAAAUAACAGACAUUAUAUAGUUGUGAACCUGGCAGACGGCAUGGUAUACAAUAUCCACGUAUUAGCCACUAUGGUGAAUGGUCAACGAUUGUCCAGUGAAAAACUGAUUUACAGAACUUCAGCAGCAGCCAAAGCUAGCAUGCGUUCGAACACGGUCAACUAAGGUAAGCAAGACCGCAGAUCGACUAAAUUUUCGGACGGUAUUCAAAUUUUUAUUGUACAACAUAUUAUUAGCUUCGAUGCGGAGCUGAGAAGGUAACUAAUCUUACAAUGCUGUUUUUUAAAAUUUUCUACCUAUUUAUAUUCCGGACCCAACAUUACUUUUCAACCACUUAAUGUAGCAAAUCUUAAGAUUAGACAUUGUAAUAAAAUGUGUAUUCCAUUAGAUCAAAAGUUGAAAAUACUUAAAUUUUCCUUUCAAAAUAAAAAUUAAUUAAUUUAUAAAUAAAAACAGUUUUUUGUAACAAUUGGUUUAACUUAAGUUUUAUUUUACUUUUAUUUUGUUAUGUAAUUUUUGUUGAAUACUGUAAGUGAAAGUAUUAUGUGUCAAAGGUCAUAAGAAGGGCUAUUGUAUUCUUUGACAAACUACCCCCUCCCAAAUGUGUUCUAAAAUAUGUUCUUUUUCUAUAUUAAGUAUAACAUUUUUUCUUAAGAAAAAUAUAUUAAGGAAACUUACAAUAAUCACCGAGCUUGUAUAUCUUGACUCCAGCUGUAUUUUGUUAUUCAUUA